This is a messenger RNA of Adineta ricciae, 1533 nucleotides long. The record is from the annotation of a GenBank genome assembly. Lineage: Eukaryota; Metazoa; Rotifera; Eurotatoria; Adinetida; Adinetidae.
AUGCUGCCAAUUAAUAAUAUUAUGAUGGCGACGAAUUGUCCAGGCGACGAAUUGUCCAGGCGACGAAUUGUCCGUCGACGAAUUGUCCGUCGACGAAUUGUCCGUCGACGAAUUGUCCAGGCGACGAAUUGUCCGCGACGAAUUGUCCGUCGACGAAUUGUCCGUCGACGAAUUGUCCUAGUGCCCUUGAGAAUGAGGGUGAAGAAAAGAGUAUUACCCUCCAGUAGUGUCAAACUCGAAACUGAAUUCAGUUAUUCAACUAUUACUUCAGAUAUUCAGUUUUUGAGUUAUUCAGAUGAUACCCCACAGACACCCUCACUUGCACCAUCAACUGAAAAUCCAGAGGAUGAUCGUGAUUCUAUCAUUUCUUGGAUUGCAAUCAUCAUUAUUCUCUCGCUGAUAUUGGCUUUGGCUAUCGCUACACCGAGAAAACGACAAGCUACUACAAUCAACAUCGCGAAAACUACGGCCAAUGCUAAUCUAUCAGAGACCUGAUGGUCUAAUACUAGUCGACUUAAUUAUGAACGAGCUAUGCACACAGCGUCUAUAUUAACAGAUGGAAAAGUAUUAAUUGUUGGUCUAGGCGAUGUCCAUACUGAGUUAUAUAAUCUAUCAUCAGACACUUGGACAGUCAGUGGCACAUUAGAUAACAUGCGAUAUCAACAUGCAGUUUCUUUAUUACCAAAUGGAAAAGUAUUAGUUACUGGCGGAGAGGAGGAUCAUUCCAGAGAUACUCUACGUACUACUGAAUUGUAUGAUCCAUUAAUAGGAAAUUGGACAGUUAAUAGUAAAAUGCAUUCUAGUCGAAAGCAACAUACAUCAACUACAUUAACCAAUGGAAACGUGUUAGUUGCUGGUGGAAGAAACAAUGAAGAGGGAUUUUUAAGUAGUGCCGAAUGGUAUGAUCCUUCUAAAGGAAUUUGGACAGUUACAAGCAAUAUGAAUCAAGGACGAACCAGACACACAGCAACUCUCUUAACAAAUGGAAAAGUAUUAGUUACGGGUGGAGUCUAUGUUUGGGGUUUAUCUAGUGCUGAAUUAUAUGAUCCAUCAACAGGAAAUUGGACAUUUACUGAUGGAAUGUAUCAUAUACGACAGUAUCACACAGCAUCGAUAUUAACAAAUGGGAAAGUAUUAGUUACGGGUGGAUGGAAUGAUGUCGAAGCUAUAAAUAUAGCUGAAUUGUAUGAUCCGUUAACGGAACUUUGGACAAUUACUGGUAGUAUGAAUUAUGUUAGAACAUCUCACACAGCAUCCGUAUUAAAAAAUGGCAAAGUGUUAGUAACUGGCGGAUCUAUUUCUGGUAGUACUUUGAAUACUGCUGAAUUAUAUGAUCCAUCAACAGAAAUUUGGACUAAUAUCGAAAACAUGACUUAUGCACGACAAACUCAUACAGCAUCCGUUUUAACCAAUGGAAAAGUAUUAAUUACUGGUGGAUAUGGUGACGAUAGUAGUGAUGUACCAUACACUGCUGAAUUAUAUGAUCCAUCAACGAAUAUAUGGACAACUACUAAUAGCGCAAGUACUCAAUGA